GAACUGACAGCUUCCAGGAGUGUUACAGAGAACAGAAGUGUGGCAGCAACCGGGAACUAAGAGCACCUAAAGGACUUUUAUGCAGUUUAUGCAGCUCUUGCCGAAACAGGUCAGGUUGGACCUACCGUUUUAGAGUGACUUGACACAGCUUGUUUCAAGACAAAGAAAAUAAACAGCUUCAAUUCCUUGCCAUCACGGCUUUAUUCAGUAGUUUCGGCAAACUGGAUUCCCGGAGUUCAUCGCCAUGCGUUGCGGGUUUUAGAUACUCGAUGGAGCAGCCUAACUUCUACGAGGUCGACACUCGGCCCGUGAUGACCAGCCUUUCUCAGAACCACCAAAGUGCCUACACCUACAAAGAGCCUUCCCAUACUGCGGACUUGGGUGAAAUCUGCGAGAACGAAAACUCAAUAGACAUCAGUGCGUAUAUUGACCCAGCAGCCUUCAACGACGAAUUCCUCGCAGAUUUAUUUCACAACAGCGCAAAACAAGACAAACCCAAACUUGCGAACAGCGACUUUGACUACCCGAACGGACCCGGUGGGAUUGCCGCCGGACAUCAGCAAAUGUUUGGCUGCAUGAGUAACUAUAUAGACAGUUCAAAACUUGAACCCAUGUAUCCGUCUUCCAGAAUCAGGCCUGUGGCGAUAAAGCAAGAGCCAAGGGAAGACGACGAUGCUAAACAACCUUCUAUACCACCUUCAUACCCACAUCAUCACCAUCACCACCACUCGCAACACCUCCCGCACCUACAGUACCAGAUCGAACAUUGCGCUCAAACAACCAUGCACCUCCAGCCGGGACAUCCAACGCCUCCUCCCACUCCGGUGCCCAGCCCUCACCACCAGCAAAGUGCUCUCCCGGGUGGCUCUUUCAAGAUGAUUGGAGGAGGAGACCGAAGCAAAUCCAAAAAGCAAAUUGACAAGAGCAGUAAUGAAUACCGUCUCCGAAGAGAGCGCAACAAUAUUGCUGUCCGAAAGAGCAGAGAUAAGGCGAAGAUGCGUAACAUGGAGACUCAGCAGAAGGUGAUAGAACUGGCAGCUGAAAAUGAAAGACUUCGGAAAAGAGUGGAACACAUGAGUAGGGAGCUGGAUACUCUGAGAGGAAUCUUCAGGCAGCUUCCCGACGGAUCACUUGUCAAAUCCAUGAGCAACUGUGCAUGAUUUGAUGCAGGAACUAAACGGACCAUGAGGCUGAAAUAACUGAUAGUAUAUGUAAUAUGCACAGUUCUCAAUAUUUCUAAAAAUCACGGACUAAAAAAACAGCAACAAAAUCAGGCAGCUGAGGUAUAAGUACUUGUGCCUUUUGUAGUAAAAUUAUACAAAGGAUAAGCUUGUUUUUCACUUUUACGUAUUGAGAGUGGACAUUGUUUUUAUUUGCCUUUCUAAAAUGUAAACGGAUUUUGUUUUCGGUACGCUAGCAAUAUUUUAAUGCAGCUAAGCUAUAGCUUGCAUUUUAACCCGUUUAUUUGUUGUAUAACAUGCGUUACAUGAACAACAUUUUAAUUGCAAUU
Messenger RNA from Polypterus senegalus (gray bichir), 1510 nucleotides. It is a transcript of the gene cebpa, whose product is annotated as CCAAT enhancer binding protein alpha. The coding region runs from base 270 to 1160 and encodes 296 amino acids. The record is from RefSeq and is a predicted model, not a curated record. The transcript has a single exon. Gene Ontology annotation, biological process: DNA-templated transcription; myeloid cell differentiation; regulation of transcription by RNA polymerase II. Gene Ontology annotation, molecular function: DNA-binding transcription factor activity, RNA polymerase II-specific; RNA polymerase II cis-regulatory region sequence-specific DNA binding. Lineage: Eukaryota; Metazoa; Chordata; Cladistia; Polypteriformes; Polypteridae.